Synchiropus splendidus (mandarinfish) is the source of this 3174-nucleotide messenger RNA. RefSeq names its product solute carrier family 22 member 7-like. The transcript has 18 exons. Gene Ontology annotation, cellular component: membrane. Gene Ontology annotation, molecular function: transmembrane transporter activity. The record is from RefSeq and is a predicted model, not a curated record. Lineage: Eukaryota; Metazoa; Chordata; Actinopteri; Syngnathiformes; Callionymidae. Gene Ontology annotation, biological process: transmembrane transport.
AUGAAGUUCGACAACCUGCUCGCAGAAGUCAACGGCUUCGGCAAAUACCAGUUCAGGACCGUGCUGCUGUUGGUCAUCGCUCGCCUGACGUUGCCUUUCCACUUCCUGCUGAACAGCUUCAUCACGCUGGUUCCUCCUCAUCGCUGCAACAUCGACAGUCUGGAUGACGUUUUUACCAAUUUGACAAACUGGCAACAACUUGCUGUCAGCAUUCCCACCCAGAAUGAUGGCGCUGUGAGCUCCUGCCUGAUGUUUCCUCAGCCUCAGUACCAGCUGCUGCUCAACACCUCAAACUUCACCGAGACUCAGACGGUUCCGUGCAGCGACGGAUGGGUUUACAAUUACACAGUCGUCAAACCAACACUGGCUUCAGAGUGGGAUCUGGUGUGUGAGAAUAGAGGACUCAAUAAAGCCAGUGCCACUAUUUUCUUUGUUGGGGUCACAACUGGAGCGGCUGUGUUUGGCUAUGUCAGCGACAGGUUUGGACGGAAGGCGAUGCUCUUGGUUUCUUACCUGAUGACCGCCUUCUUCGGGUUUGCGAGUGCUUUCUCGCAUAAUUAUGCCAUGUUCGCUGUCUUGAGGUUCUUCACUGGACUCGGGACCUCGGGUAUCAGCAUCAUCACCGUUGUGCUAACCAUUGAAUGGGUGGACAUCAAAAACCGGACCCUGCUUGGCGUUCUCCUGAGCACGGACUGGUCUCUCGGCAUGACCAUUCUCCCUGCAGUUGCCUACCUGGCGAGUGACUGGAGAUACUUAACAGCUGCAGUCACCAGCCCCUUGAUACCUGCGAUACUUUCCUGGUGGUGGCUCCCCGAAUCUGCCAGGUGGCUGCUAAGCAACGGAAAAGUGGACAGAGCCCAUUUUUACCUGCACCAGUGUGCAAAAGUCAACAAAAGAGAACAAUUCUGCGCCGACUUGAAACCAGAGCUGUUGCUCAAAGUUGUAGCUGUAGAGAAUGAAAACAGAAAAUAUUCUUACUUGGACCUUUUUAGGACCCCCAGAAUGAGGAGACUGACUGUGCUAUCUGGACUGAUGUGGUUCGGCUUGGCCUCCUCCUACUAUGGAAUUAGCUUGAACAUCGCAGGGCUGGGCACGAAUGUUUACCUCACACAGUUCCUCUACGGUGUGAUUGAAAUCCCGGCGAAACUGUUCGUGCUCUUCACCUUAAAUAAAAUCGGUCGCAGAAAGAACGAGACCGGCGCACUCCUGCUGACCGGGCUGUGCAUUUUCUGCAGCAUGUUCAUUCCCACAGAAAUGGGGCAGUAUCGGAUGACUCUGGGAGCUUUGGGCAAAAUGUUUUCCGAGGCAUCAUUCACUGUUGUGUUCCUGUACACGACAGAACUUUAUCCGACUGUGAUGAGACAAAACGGACUUGGCUUCUGCUCCUUUGUCGCCCGUGUGGGCGUUGCCGUGGCCCCUCUCAUCCUGCUUCUUGAAGAAGUGUGGCGCUACUUGCCCAGUUGCAUCUUCACUCUGGUGGCUCUCACGGCUGCGCUGUGUGCUUCUCUUCUGCCGGAGACGAACAACAUUCGACUGCCAGAGACGAUUGAAGAUGUGGAGCUGAGAAGAAGCAGUGCAGCAGGCAGCAUGAAGUUUGAGGACAUCAUAACCGACAUUAAUGGAUUUGGAAGGUUCCAGAAGAUGAUCAUUGUCAUCAGCUUCAUCGGCCGCUUCACUCUCCCGUGCCACUUCAUGGUGAACAACUUCAUCUCAGCUGUUCCUUCUCACCACUGCGACCUGGAUGAUGGAGGCACUUUAGAGAAUCUGACUCUGGCUCAGAAGCUGAGGGUCAGUAUUCCAGUGGAGGACGACGGCUCUCUGAGCUCGUGUCAGAUGUUUGCAGAACCACAGUUCCACCUUCUGGGCAACUGGUCCAACUCCUCUCAGCUGUCCACCGUGUCCUGCAGGAGAGGAUGGGUGUACGACAACAGCACCUUCAAAUCCACCAUUACCUCUCAGUGGGAUUUGGUGUGCGACAACAAAGGAAAGAACAAGGCGACGGCCACCAUCUUCUUCGUGGGCGUGAUGUUUGGAGCUUUGACAUUUGGCAGUUUGAGCGACAGGUUUGGUCGCAGAAUCAUGCUGCUGGUGUCGUACGUUUCCGCGAUCAUCUUCGGAAUCGCGUCUUCUUUUUCCACGACCUACGUCAUGUUCGCAGUGCUGAGGUUCUUCACAGGGUUCUGCAUCACCGGCAUCGUCAUCGUCACCUAUGUUCUAAGUGUUGAGUGGGUGGACAUCGAACACAGGAAGAUCGUGGGAGUCAUCGACAGCCUGUCUUGGUCUUUUGGAAACACCAUGUUGGCAGCCAUUGCAUACAUGGUGAAUGACUGGAGAUGGCUGGUCAUCGCCAUCAGCUCUCCUCUCAUUUUGGGGAUUCUGACCUGGAGGUGGAUGCCAGAGUCUGCACGGUGGCUCAUCGCUAACGGAAAGCUGGAAGACGCUAAAACACACUUGCACAGAUGCGCCAAAAUGAACGGAACAGACAAUAAAACACACAGCCUAGAUAUUAAGGUGAGGAUAUGUUGAACUACGCUUUCAACUGUCGUGGUGACGGCGAAGAAAGAUCAAACGUACACCUACCUUGACCUGAUUCGUACGCCCAAAAUGAGGAUAUUGGUUUUACAGACUGGUAUAGUUUGGUUCUGUGUAGCAACAGCCUUCUACGGAAUCAGCUUCAACAUCAGCGGCUUUGGCCUCAACGUCUACCUCACUCAUUUCACGUAUGCUGUCGUUGAGCUCCCAGCCAAAGUGUCAGUUGUCUUCUUGUUGGAUCGAAUCGGCAGGAGAGGCACAGAAGUGGGAUCUUUGCUGAUGGUGGGAAUCUGUUUAGGAAUCAACAUACUGGUCCCGAGAGACCAAGUGGUGGUCAGGACUGUAGUUGCAGUGACUGGAAAGGCUUUUUCUUCAGCCUCCUUCGCUACGAUUGUCCUCUACAGCUCCGAGCUGUAUCCCACUGUUGUCAGGCAAAACGGGAUGGGCUACAACUCCUUCAUGGCUCGACUGGGUGUCGCGGUCGCUCCCCUUAUUCUGCUGCUGGAUGAGGCGUGGAGACACCUCCCGCAGGUCGUCCUCUUCUCCGUGGCCAUCUUGGGGGCAGCCGUGGCCCGGACGCUGAGAGAGACGCGCGACCAAUGUCUGCCCGAAACCAUUGAGGACGUCGAACAGCAGCGGUGA